Kalmanozyma brasiliensis GHG001 is the source of this 2520-nucleotide messenger RNA. Its product is annotated as CRIB domain protein. Gene Ontology annotation, biological process: regulation of MAPK cascade; protein phosphorylation; intracellular signal transduction. The record is from RefSeq and is a predicted model, not a curated record. NCBI's taxonomy places the organism in Eukaryota, Fungi, Basidiomycota, Ustilaginomycetes, Ustilaginales. Gene Ontology annotation, cellular component: cytoplasm. The transcript has a single exon. Bases 1 to 2520 code for a protein of 839 amino acids. Gene Ontology annotation, molecular function: ATP binding; protein serine/threonine kinase activity.
AUGCAGCAAUCACCCAAACGAUCGGUCAUCAAGCAUCCGCAUGACUUCCAGGGUGCGCAGGUGAUGCCCAGCACUGCAAACGCUCUCGCCGAGGCGGCUGGCCGCUCCGGUCCUUCUUCAUCCUACAGUAACGCGGACCCUUCUUCGUCUACGCCCAACUAUCUCAAGGGCGUCGAAGGUAUCGGCGGCACGGAUGGCGCCUUUACAGGUCUAGCUGGCAGCUUCGACUUUGCCGAUAUGACGCUCGUUCCGCAACGCAGUGCGCCAGCUCCACCGAACAGCAACAUGGCCUCCAAUCCCAACUAUGCUUACUCGGGCGCAUCCGCCUCGACAUCCGCGUCGCCCUCAUCGGCAUCCACUUCGUCCUUCACAAAUGGCUCUUCCAACGGAUCCGGGGCCUAUCGUCCCAAGCCAACGCUUAACACGUCCGCGAAUGCUUUACAUGGCCCCAAAUCUGGUCUCCCCACUCAGACUGGCCUUCCCUUCAGCGUGUCGGGCCUCGCCAACAAUCCGCCGGCUGCAUCCCCCAUCAAUGGUCCAAGCUCGGCGUCGCCAUGGUCAUCCCAAAAUUCAGCACCUCCGGCCUCCAAUGCACCUUUUCCGCCGCGGCCGGUGCGAUCCAACACGUCCGGUCCCGAAACGUUCCAGACCAUCUCGUCUGUCAGCGCGUCUCAACAUGUCGCACCCGUCAUGGCGCAACGCUCCCACUCGAGCAUCGGUCCUCAGCAACACCACAUGUCGCCCAAUCUGAACCAGUCUUCUCCUACACUUGAAGGAGACUCGGUUCCUCCUCUCACCACCCAGAGCCAAAUCGUCCAAGGCAGCAGAGACCGCGAGAGGAGUCGCGAUGGCGCCGCAACACCGGGAGGCAGGAACACGUUCAAGAGUGUCUUUGGCGGCUUCGUCAACUCGAUGAGCGAUGUGUUCUCGGCUCAAAAGAAGAUCGAGAUCUCGACGCCAUAUGACCCGGUGCAUCUUACACAUGUCGGCUUCAACUCGGACACGGGCGAGUUCACAGGUCUUCCAAAAGAAUGGCAGCAACUCUUGCAAGAAUCAGGUAUCUCGCGACAGGAUCAGGAAGCGAAUCCGCAGGCGGUCAUGGACAUCGUCGCCUUCUAUCAGGACGCCACCAAGAGCGACGGCACUACGGACGUUUGGAAGAAGAUGGGCGCAGCAAAGGGCAACAACGCUCCUGGCACACCACGCACCGAUGUCAGCAGCGACGAUGGCGCUUUCAAAGGCCCGACACAACCCAUUCUUUACGAGAAGCCCCGAGCUGCACCUGCGCCGCCUGGAGGCAUGUAUGCCAAGAGGCCAGGAGACAUCACCAGCCCCGAUCUGCGACAGGCUCCCAGUUCGGCAAGCAGCUCUGCAGAGACUUUGCUCAAAGCCUCGCGUCCAGCCCCCGCUCCCGGUGGACCUGCAGGUGCCAAGCUGAGCUCACCAUCGCUUGGGUCCAAGCCGGGCUCUGCUCCGCGUGUCCCCGACGUUGCUGCCGCUGGCGCUCCUGCGAACGGCGCCGCCCCCGCAUCUGCAGCCUCCGCCUCCGCUUUGGCAGCGAGCAAGAGCGUGAAGGCCCAAGGCCCGGGCGCUGUGCCACGCAGGCGAGAAACCAAGAAGAACACCAUCAAGGAUUCCGAGGUCAUCGCGAAAUUGCAAGCAAUUUGCACCGACGCCGACCCGACCAAGCUGUACCGAAGCUUGCAAAAGAUCGGUCAGGGCGCCAGUGGCGGUGUCUUCACAGCAUACCAGGUGGGGACCAACGUGUCGGUGGCCAUCAAGCAGAUGAAUCUGGAGCAGCAGCCGAAGAAGGACCUCAUCAUCAACGAGAUCUUGGUCAUGAAGGAGUCGCGCCAUCGCAAUAUUGUCAACUACAUCGACUCUUUCCUCUUCAAGGGCGACUUGUGGGUGGUCAUGGAGUACAUGGAGGGUGGCAGUCUUACCGACGUCGUGACCUGCAACAUCAUGACCGAGGGUCAGAUUGCCGCUGUCAGUCGCGAGGUGCUUGAAGGCUUGCGCCACUUGCACGAACACGGCGUCAUUCACCGCGACAUCAAGUCGGACAACGUGCUUCUCAGCUUGCAAGGCGACAUCAAGCUCACCGACUUUGGCUUCUGUGCCCAGAUCGGCGAGUCGCAGGCCAAGCGUACCACCAUGGUGGGCACACCAUACUGGAUGGCUCCCGAGGUGGUGACGCGCAAAGAGUAUGGACCCAAGGUGGACAUCUGGAGUCUGGGCAUCAUGUGCAUCGAGAUGGUAGAAGGCGAGCCGCCAUACCUCAACGAGAACCCGCUGCGAGCGCUCUACCUCAUUGCCACCAACGGUACGCCCAAGAUCAACAAUCCGGAGAACCUGUCGAACACGUUCAAGGACUUCCUCAAGACGAGUCUGGAUGUGGAUGCGGAACGUCGUCCCGACGCGGUCGGCAUGUUGGCGCAUCCCUUCCUGAAGCGAUCCGAGAGCUUGCGGACGUUGGCGCCGCUGAUCAAGGCUGCGCGCGAGCAGACGCGCAAGUCGUAG